AUGGCUCGACUGCCUCCUUCCUGCUUGGCAGGCCUCAGAGCCCUGUGUGGGGCGGGGCUCUGGAAGGCGCAGCGUGCCUCUCUUCUUCGCGCAGUACGCCUAGAGGGGCGUCUCUCGCUUCUCGUGGGGUUUCCGCUGUCUGCCCGUCUCCCUUGCUCAUUUGCCCUUUCUUCUUCUCUGAGUUCACGACCUCUUCCUGCCUCAGUGUCGCCUGUGUCGCCGGGCUUGUUUGCAGAGCCUGCGUUCGCUUCCCUGUCCUCCCGCUUGUGCUCUACUUCCUCGUCGCCUGCCGCCCCGCCGGCCGAAAAAUCCAAGGCCGCAGACGGUGAUUUUUUGGCGCUGGUGAAGAAGCUGAGGGCGCUGACGGGCGGCGUCAGCAUUGGAGAGUGCCGAAAAGCGCUUGAGGCUUCGAAUAUGGACCUCGACGAGGCGGCAGUGUACCUGCGAAAGCGGGGCGUUGCUCGUGCUGCCAAGGCAGCGGACCGCGUGGCGGCCGAGGGCCUCAUCGCGGUCGCGGCCCUGCCGGUCUCCGAGGAGACGCUGUCCCCUGCGGGCGACGGGCAGACGGGCACGGUCGUGUGCCUGCUAGAGCUCAAUUCCGAGACCGACUUCGUGUCGAAGAGUCCUCGAUUCAUCGCCCUCGCGCGAGCCGCUGCGCGCGCCGCGGCCACAGCCGCCUCGAGAACCUCAGUGUGUGGGACGGGUGCCGCACAAGCCGGGGUGACAGGAGACAGGCAGGCGGCGGCGGGCCAAGCAGACGCGAAGGCGCUCUCUGCCUUCGUGAUUGAAGCUGCGAAGGCCUCGUUCGUUGACCCCGAAGACUUUCGCGAAGCCGGACUAGGCGAGGCGUUCCUCCAGCAAGGCCGAAGGGACGAAGGAGACACCUGUGGGGCGUCUCCGUCUCCCUGCGCGGCCGCUUCUGGGGGCGCGGCUGGACAGCAGAAUACGCUGGAGGACGUCAUGGUUCUGCUCACGCAGCAGUUUGGUGAGAAGCUCCAGAUCUCUCGCGUCGAGAACGUCAGUGUCUCAUCGUCUGCCGCGUCUGCGUCCCUCUCGUGUUGUCCGCCGGGGUCUCCUUCCUUCCCCGAGGAGGCUGCAGGCUGGUACGUGCAUGGGCAAGUGGCUGAGGGCGUGGGGCGGGCGGCCGCGGUCGUGGUGCUGGACUGGCGACAGAAGCGAGACGUCGAGAGCGGCGCAGCACUGGAGGCGGCCUGCGCCAAGGGCAAGCGGGCGGCGGUGGCGGCCCUCGCGCGGCUCAUUGCCAUGCAGGCCGUGGCGACUCGCCCACGAUACGUCAGACUGUCGGACAUCUCGGAGGCGGAGAUAGAGAACGAGCGGUCGAUUCUGCGGGCUUCCGUCGCGCACCAGUUCUCGUCUGCGGCCUCCGCGCCCCCCGAGAAGAUGGAGAAGGCGGUCGAGGGCCGCCUGCAGGCCCAGCUAAAGGAACAGACAUUGCUCGAGCAAGAUUUCCUUCUGGCCUCGCAGAUGGAAACCGACGUGCUUCGAAAGAACGACAGCGGGGAGGCUGGCGGGACUGCAGCGCCGCAGAAAGAGAAGAAGGCCGACAACCAAACCUCCUCUGUUAAAGAAGCCCUGAGACGCGCCGCAAAGUCGCUCGGCUGCGAGGACCUGGACAUCAAAGACAUGCGCCUGCUUGGCAUUGGCUUGUCGUGA
Besnoitia besnoiti is the source of this 1674-nucleotide messenger RNA. RefSeq names its product elongation factor TS protein. The coding region runs from base 1 to 1674 and encodes 557 amino acids. The transcript has 2 exons. Gene Ontology annotation, molecular function: protein binding; translation elongation factor activity. Gene Ontology annotation, biological process: mitochondrial translational elongation. Gene Ontology annotation, cellular component: mitochondrial matrix. NCBI's taxonomy places the organism in Eukaryota, Apicomplexa, Conoidasida, Eucoccidiorida, Sarcocystidae. The record is from RefSeq and is a predicted model, not a curated record.